CUUUUUCUUGCUCCAGCUUCCUGCUUCAUCUUCCCCUCCAUUGACUUUUCCCUCACCUACUCCCCCCGUCGCAUCUAUUGUAUAUUCUACUGUCCUCAAAGCUCUCCUGCUUAUAUCCUUACCAUCUCUGCAGCCUUGAGUUGCCAUCUUGAUCAAGGAUCUGUCCCGUUGGAAGCCCAAAUUCACCCAGACUAUGAUUGUUUAGGUUGGCUGUUUUCUCUCCCCCUCAGUUUUAUAUCCCUUAUCGAAGGGAUUAUUUCUACUUCCUGUGAGAUCGCGGUGGGAAAUUUCUUUGCAUAGAGACUCGUUCCUCUCUCACUGCCCUCGCAUCGUGUUCCCUGUAUCCUAUUGUUUUCCGCCAUUGUUUUGGGUCACAAAAUUAUCAACAACAUCAACAUGACUGGAUAUUCGGCUGGCUACGGCCAGGUGAUUGAGUACAUCCAAGAUCGCCUUUACCUUGCCUCCUACGACAAUCCCCCAGAUGCCAGAACUCCGUUCCCAUACCCGAACGAGCAACCUAAGUCCCCAAGCAAACGCUCCACGCGAGCUCAGAUGUCGUCUCCCAGCAAGAAGCGAAGCCCAGUGUAUUUCACCGUCGAUGACACUCUCCUCUAUAACUCUUUCCAUGCGGACUUUGGCCCGCUUCAUAUUGGUCAUUUGUAUCGAUUUGCGGUUCAUUUCCAUGACCUACUUGGGGAUCCUGCGAACAAUGACCGUGCCGUGGUUUUCUACUCGAGGACUGAUGCCCGAAGCCGAGCCAAUGCUGCAUGUCUGGUUGCUUGUUACAUGGUCCUCAUCCAGUCCUGGCCACCACAUCUUGCGCUGGCCCCAAUUGCGCAGGCGGAUCCUCCAUACAUGCCUUUCCGUGACGCUGGAUACAGCCAGGCGGAUUUCAUUCUGAACAUUCAAGAUGUGGUGUAUGGCGUCUGGAAGGCCAAGGAGCAAGGCUUGUGCGGUCUGAGAGACUUUAGUCUCGAAGAGUAUGAAAAGUAUGAACGUGUCGACAUGGGGGAUUUCAACUGGAUCACACCUCAGUUCCUCGCUUUUGCCUCCCCACAACACCAGCCCAUCGCUCCAAUUCCUGUUGACACCCCGGAAUACGCUGCUCUGCCUUCAACCAUAUCAGAAGUUUGCUCCUCUCGACUACCUUUACCAUUCAAGAACGUCCUGGCCCACUUCUCAUCUCGCAAAGUCGGCUUAGUCGUGCGUCUAAACUCAGAAUUAUACUCUCCAUCAUACUUCACCGCCCUGGGAAUCAAUCAUAUUGAUAUGAUCUUCGAGGAUGGCACUUGCCCUCCGUUGCAGUUGGUCCGCAAGUUCAUCAAAAUGGCACACGAAAUGAUCAAUGUGAAACACAAAGGAAUUGCAGUUCACUGCAAGGCUGGGCUGGGACGCACGGGUUGCUUGAUCGGUGCCUAUUUGAUCUACCGGUAUGGAUUCACCGCAAACGAAGUGAUUGCCUUUAUGAGAUUUAUGCGCCCUGGAAUGGUGGUUGGUCCACAGCAGCACUGGUUGCACCUAAAUCAAGGAUCCUUCCGUGAGUGGUGGUUUGAGGAUUCCAUGAAGGAGAAACUUGCCCAAUUACAACCGAACCCGAUCACCCCCAGCCGAUCGUCCGCCAAACACCGCGGAACUAAUGCUGCUGUUGCUACCCCACCUAACAACGGCCACUCAAAGCGAUCCGCUCUAGGCGAGAUCGACCACAACGAUGGCGCCGCGGUACAGAACGAUGAAAACCUUCCGGCUCCGACACCAGGCCAACCUCGCAAGUCCCACAGGAAGGAUUCUCGGCAUCACCCUUACGCGCGUACAACAUCUGGCAACUUGGUUGUUGAUAAGGAUGGAAAUAAGGAUGGGGAGCAAAAGGCCCACCACCGGCUCAGCACAGACAGCAGUGAGAGUGAGGAAGAAGCCCAACUCCGUAUGCUAGCAAAGCGUUCAUCCAAAUCCCCAGUGGCAUCGCCUGGGCAGAGAUCCAUUAGCUACUCAGCAACGGUCACUGCCAGCUAUACCCUGAAUGACGACAUUCACGAAGACAGAGAGAACUGGGGGGAUGUGGGCCACGCUGUACCCAAAACUCCAGUCAGCAGCAAGUCUGGCAGCGGUACUAUCUCCGUGCAUAAAGUUCGAUCUAGCUCUCGGCGUGUUACCGAUAGCAGGAGUGAUUCCAGAGGCAUUCGCAAGGCGAGUGCUCGAAUCGGCAGCGCUGGCAGUCCUACGCGCGUGAAAGCAUAAAUCGCACAGGCUGUCUCAUCUCCUUGUUUCCGAGCGAUUUCGAACCUUUGGUAAAUAAAUUUCUCUCAUUACUUUUUAUGACUAUUCACCUUCUACUUGGGCUGUUCUGUUCCUUUCGCCCGAAUAUAAUCUUGCAUCGUGGCUGCGAUAUUACCAAGUCGCACAUUAUUCUGUCUUUCCGAGCUCUGUCCCUUGGUGGCCCUUUUGAGGUGUUGUUAUGGGUUACUCCUGGUUUCAAUUGAUGGGUUUUGGGUGUUUCAUGGUGUCUGGGCGAACUGUUCAUGUUUUAACGAUCUAAGAAUUGUCUUGAAUGCAUUAAAUUUUGCGACAAGCGCCAGGCUUUGUUCCAGUCAUUGCGCCUGUAAUGCUUGAAGCGGCGAUGGGUUGUUGAUCGAGUUGGGGUAUCUGUAUGUUUGUUCACAUUCCAUCUACGUCGAUAUGACAAAUUGGAUCAUGACCUCUCCG
Aspergillus ochraceoroseus IBT 24754 is the source of this 2700-nucleotide messenger RNA. RefSeq names its product phosphoprotein phosphatase CDC14 (gene cdcA). The transcript is spliced from 3 exons. NCBI's taxonomy places the organism in Eukaryota, Fungi, Ascomycota, Eurotiomycetes, Eurotiales, Aspergillaceae. Bases 397 to 2235 code for a protein of 612 amino acids. Gene Ontology annotation, cellular component: nucleolus; mitotic spindle midzone; centrosome. The record is from RefSeq and is a predicted model, not a curated record. Gene Ontology annotation, biological process: microtubule cytoskeleton organization; regulation of exit from mitosis; positive regulation of cytokinesis. Gene Ontology annotation, molecular function: protein serine/threonine phosphatase activity; protein tyrosine/serine/threonine phosphatase activity.